CAACUCCCCAUGAACUACACGGCUGUAUAGAUAAUAUCUAUCUAUAUAUAUUUAAUAUAAAUGAUCCGUAUAUGUUUAUGGAUAUAAUUUAAUUCUUCAGGAGAAUGUCGGAAAUUAUCUGUCAGUGGCUGAAUGCGGACCUGCGGCUGUCAAAAGUCGUCGAGCCGUUUUCACUGAGCAGGGAUUUUGCAAACGGAUAUCUGAUCGGAGAGAUUCUGUACAAAUUUGAGCUGCAAGAUGAUUUCCAUCUCUUUUCAAAACAAAGUACGGAGAAGGCAAAGCUCAACAACUUCACCCGUAUCAAGCACACGUUGCAGCUCUUGGGUGUUCACUUUGACCUCACCAUGGCCAAAUCCAUCAUGGAGGGCAAGCAGGGGGCAGCACCACAUCUUCUCUACCAGCUUUACAUUGUACUGGAGAAGAAGAAGAGGUCAGGACUCACCGCCACUGCCAUUGAGGUCAUGCAGCCCGCGGCCAAAGCUCGGUUACACCGUGUAGAAAAGCACAUCUAUACGGAGCGUUUGAAGACAGUGGUGAAGCGUGAAACGGAUCUGAAGAUGCAGCAGAUCGCAAAACGUUUUCAUAAAAAAGGGCAGGACGUGUACCAUCAGUCGGUCAUGAAUGAACUCCUGCAGGAAAAAGAGCGAAUCAGACAGCAGGAGGAGAGAAGAUUGAAGGACAUUGAAAAGCACCGGCAGAUGCGCAGACAGCAGCAGGAGAUGAUGAUCCAGAUUAAAUCGGCUGUGGUUCAGAUCCCAAAGCCUCCACACGCUCGUUCAUCCAGAGGUCUGCAGAAACACCAGCAGGUUCGCAAACAACAGGAGGUUCAGCAUGUUCGCCGUGAUUUAGCCCAGUUUGAGCAGAACCAGAAAGUGAUUUCCCCUGAUAGAGAUGGCGCUUUACUCUACAGUCAUGUGACUCAACCAAUGAAUGCAGAUGAGAAGGAACAGUGGAACAGAGAAUACAUCGAAGACAUCCGCCUGCGUCUAACGGAGGACACGGCUGCGCGAGAGCAGCGAGAAAUGCGCAGACGACGCGCCCUGAUGGAGCAACUCAAAGCCCAUGAAGCUCACCAGGAGGCAUUACGAGAAGAACAGAUGGUGAAUCGAUUGAUGCGUCAGACGCAGCAUGAGAAGAGGAUCGCCGUCCAGCUCAUGCAAAUCAAACAGCAAAAAGAAGUACUGCGUCAAAACCGCAUCUUCCAGGAGACACAAUAUCAGGAACGAAGACUUCGAGACUUCCAAGAAGCCCUGGAUAGAGAAGCAGUUCUGGCACGGCAGGAGCGUCUGGAGCGCAGCGAGGAGAUUAGGAUUGAACAUGAGCGAAACAAGCGCCUCGCUGCUGAACGCGCACACGCCCGCUAUCGCAAACGCUUAGACGUCUGCAGAGGAAUUCUGGGACAGAUUGUUGAUCUGGCCACCAAAGUUGGAGAAUAUCGACUCCUCACAGACAAUCUGAUACCGAGGAAGAUGAUGAGGGAGUGGAUGGAGAUGUUCCUCAGUGGGAAACCUCUGUAUGAGGCGGCCGGUGUGGAACCCGUUCCUGCAGAACCCACACCAGAACAGAUCAUUGAACUGCAGAAGCUUCAAAUACUCAAUGAUCAAGACUACGAUGAGUAUCUGGGAAUGAAGGGUGAAUGGGUUUGGCCUGAAGAGGGGGAAAGUCAAGCCCCUCCCCUGAAUAAUGAUAUUCUGGAUCAUGUGUUGAAGCGUAUGCAGAGCAUGAUAAAGCCACCCAUUACCAACACUCCUCCUCCUCUGUUCCCUCGAUUCACAAUCAGAGCGUGUGUAUUAGGAAAAACCUGCACGGGAAAAACCGCCUGCCUUACCAGGAUCAGCAGCCUUCUUGGCGUUCGUGUGCUGUCGGCCAACACUUUAAUCCAGGACGUCCUCACAGCCUAUCAACAGGAAAAACAGAACACGGGUGAAGACCAGAUGGAGGCAGAGUGGUCUUUGAAAGCACAGCGUGGAGCUGCAAUAGAGAAAGUUCUUAGGACAGGUAAAGCGGUUCCUGAUCAGAUACUCGUGGACAUCAUGGUAGAUGCUAUCAGGGACGUCCCUGCAGACAGUGGUUGGGUUCUUGAUGGGUUCCCCGUGAACAUCACUCAAGCUGUGAUGUUGGAGAAAGCUCUAACUGGAGCAGAACCGGAUGAGACUCAACAAAAUACACAUGUAGACAAGAAGACUCCUGAAGAUUCACCACAAACAUCUCCAGCUCUUGAUCUAGUUGUACUGCUAGAUGUUUCAGAUGAACAGGUUAUAGAGCGAGCUUUCUCACAAGCUGUGAAGGAAGAAAGCAGAGACCAGGAACACGAUGUUCUGGAGGAACAAAAGAGUCUGACAGCUCUCGACACAUGCGAUCCAGCAUCCAUCUCCACUUAUAAAAGUCUAGAAAGAGAUCAGAUACAGCACAGAAUUAAUGGCUUUCAUGACACUUGGUCAAAACUUGAGAAAUGGUUUGGUGCAAAGCAGAAUAUUCUAGUGAAGGUCCCUGCAGAAACGGAUGAGGAUCUUCUUUUCACGAACGUGGAGACGAUUUUGAAAGACACCAUGGACUCGAUUAAACAAGUAUCGGCUACAAGUCGUUCCAGAAAAAUGUCCACUUCAUCUAAACACACUCGUGAAGAAAGUCCCAGAUCUUCUGGGCCUUCACCAGUGACCCCAAGAUCUGCCGAACGGGUCUAUGUGGAUGAAUCCUUACCUCAGGAGAUCCCAGAGUAUCUUGUGCCGUACUGGGAGAAUGUGUGCGCUUCAUAUGUGACUAAUGUCAAAAUGGUGAUGCAGAACCUUCGUGGUGAACGCAAGCUCAUCAUUCACUAUCUUUACGACAUCCGAGAGAACUUCAGACAGCAUCUACUCAAGCCUGAUCUAAAGCAGGAGUUUGUAAGCGCAUGGCAGCGUGAUUAUAACAGCGUUCCCGAAAACAUGAGAGAGGACGAGGAGACCAAAGGAGAGCUCCAUCAAAGACUCGAUGACUUGCGAGAGCGUCUAUGGGAUAUCUGUGAUAAACGCAGGGAUGAGGCGGUGCAGGAGAGAGCAGGUGUUAUUGAUGAUGGCUGGUUAGAUGAUCAUACUGCUCUCUUGAUCAAUCAUUAUUCUGCAUUGAUGCAGACAGAAGUGGGCAGGUUUCAAGACUGCAUGUAUCUGCUGAGAGAUUAUUACUCAGGGAUGAAUAAAGCUCUGUUAUCUCAGUCUACAUGUGACUUCAUUCAUGUCCCAUUGCUUGAUAUCACCUGGAACGACCACAUGGAACAAGAAACAUCCAACAUCUCCUCUGGUUCUGGCCCCUCGGAGAAACAUGCAAAGAAUGCUGGGAAAAAAGACACAGAAGUGGAGGACAAAAAGAAAACGUAUGUGUUUCCACUGGUUGCUGCUGACAGAUCUUCUACCAAUGAGCUCUCUAAACAAGAUCUGCUCCACGUGGAUGAGAAACUACUGCAGGAGUUUUAUCAGACGACGGUCACUGCUGUCACAAGCAUGGUGUCUGCAGUGAUCCAUCAGCGAGAUGAAGGGGAAGGUGAUGAAGAACAGCAGCAGAUGGAGACACAGAAAGCACACAGACAGUCUCACACUCCUAACGUUGCAAAAGACAAAAGAAAAGCUGGUAAACAGAAAGGUGUUCCUCCUCCAUCCCAGGAGCCCAGUCCUCAACCUGUUAUGGAGAACCCUGAGGAGGUGAAGAGGAAGGCAUUGAGGAGAAGAAUCCAACAGGAGUACGCGGAUGCACUGAAAAAUGAAGAACUUGCAGUAAAGAUGCGUUUGGAGCUGGUGAAGUCACAUGCCUUGAAAACAUUGUGCAGUCUGCAGCAGAAGACUGAACAGAUUUACAAGAACAUGCAGGACUGGCUCGAAGCUCGAUUCCUCUCUGAGAUGAAGAGUAUCGACCAAAUGACAGAGAUAGUACGGCACCACAUUGAGAACGGCCUUCAGAUCCGUCAUGAGCUUGUGCUGCAAUGCGCUGAUUUCUGUGUGGACGGAGACAUGCGUGUUGUGCCGAGUGCCCCGCCCACUCCUACCCCGCCCCUUCUGGAACAUCACAGUGAUGGCACGCUGACUGUUCAACAGCUGAACUAUUUCUGCGCUCAUCUUCACAAGACUGCACCUUCUGGUCUUGUGUCUGGUAAUGAGGUGAUCGGGGUUCUGCAAGAGAUAACAUCUCCACACAUGGGUAGUGAUGUGCUACCUGAACCCUGGAGGGAUAUGACUUAUACACAGGUGGUUGAGCUGGUUUGUGUAUUCACUCGCGACUCCGAGAUGUUGGACUGGCGUCAGUUUCUGCUCAGUUCUGCUCUCCCGUGGCCGUUUCCAUCCCGAACUCAGCUGAUCAAAACCCUCCAGCGUUACAGAGCCAUCAACACUGCAGGAACCGGACUCAUAACACACGAACAAUACACACAGGUUGAAUUGUGGUUUCCUAGUGAUAGAGAUCAUCUUGUCACAGAUGACCCAUCAGCACCUUUACCCUUUGACAGAUUAAAUAAUCUUAAGAAGUUUUUCUUCACUUUGUUUGCGAGCAUUGACUCAUCUUCAGUGAUGUUGGAUUACAUGAACAUGCUGCUGUAUUUCUGCUGUCAUCCUGAACCGACUCAGGGUUUCAUCAGAGCUUUGAGUCUUGUGAUCGAACAUCCACUACAUUAUAAACACACAAGCCCACUGGUACAGUCUGUGUCACAUAUAGUGAAUGCUGAGUUUGAUGCUGAUGAGGAGGAGUGGAGAGGGGCGGGGUCUGAUGAAGUGGGCGUGUCUCUUGAUGAUGUGCUCAGAGUUUUGAGUCAUGGAGAGAAUCGGAUCUCCUCCCAUCCAAAUCGAUUUCAUAUGAACUGCAGGAGCAGGGAUGAAUACAGAGAGGAGCUGCUAAAGGUGUGGAAAGAGUUGGACUUUAAAUCAGAGGAGAAAAUACCAUUCUCCAUGCUAUCCCAGCAUCCUUUUCUACAGGACCUCAUGGAAACCUCAUCACAGUACCUGCUUGUUGAUAUUCACAAAAUUCUGCAAAGCCAGAAAACUGAAGGAGAUUUCAAAACCUGAGACAUCAUAAACAUUACACAUAAUGUACCAACACCAAAAUAUACUCUGUGCAAAAUACACACACACAC
Messenger RNA from Paramisgurnus dabryanus, 5092 nucleotides. It is a transcript of the gene spef2, whose product is annotated as sperm flagellar 2. Gene Ontology annotation, cellular component: manchette; sperm midpiece. NCBI's taxonomy places the organism in Eukaryota, Metazoa, Chordata, Actinopteri, Cypriniformes, Cobitidae. Gene Ontology annotation, biological process: sperm axoneme assembly. The record is from RefSeq and is a predicted model, not a curated record. Gene Ontology annotation, molecular function: protein binding.